CUACCUUUAUAUAAACAACACUCAGAGUACAGACUGUGAGGGGAAAAAAAUUAAUGGGUUACAUAACAUUAAAUAAUGAAGAAUUAACAUUAGGGGGAAAUAACCCUUUAUGUUUUGUUUUAGGCACUAAAACUCCUCCUUCUCAGGUGAAUCAUAAAAGUUAAACUAUUACAACAGGGUCUGUAUUGUCAUAUGAGGAAGUAAACUACAUUAAGAGAGAAAAAUGCAAUGAAACCAUGUCCUCCAGAAUGAAUCUCUCUGAAGAACAUGACACACAGGUGAAGACAGUCAAGAGUCUGAUUCAGCGUUUUGAAUCAGAUUUACCUGAACACAUGGAUGUGUCUGUGAGGAAAAGCCCAGCGAUGGAUGUUUCAGAUCUCUGCAGAGAGGAAGACACUUCUGUUGAGUCCAGUCUGUGUCAGAAUGAAUCUCCUGAACCCAGCUGUGUGUCCAUGAAGAGUGACCGGUCUAUGCGUCAUCAAAUUUUAUUCAGUUUGGGAGACACAUCUACUGAUCUGAGUCAAAAACAUAAAGGACCACAAUCACAUACAGCAAAGAAGAACAUAAUAGACUCCAUUUUUAAGGAGCUUGAGCACAAAAUCAUCUCUGAGUUAAAAAGUUUUAAAAAACUACUGAGUCCAGAUAACCCAGAAUGCUCUGAAAGAGACCGUUAUGAUGAUGAGGGUCAUAACAGAGUCAGAGAGGGUCUUCUGAAGAUCACACUGCUCCUCCUGAGGAAGAUGAACCAGACAGACCUUGCUAACACACUACAGACCAAACUGAUGCCUGUGUAUCAACAAAAACUUAGAUCCAGACUACAGGAUAAAUAUCAGCGACUCAGUGAAGGAUUGUCCAAUCAUGGAGAUUCAACACGUCUGAAUGAGAUCUACACAGAGCUCUACAUCACAGAGGGAGGCAGUGGAGAGGUCAAUAAUGAACAUGAGGUGAGACAGAUUGAGACAGUGUCCAGGAGACCAGAGACACAGGAGACACCAAUCAACUGCAAUGAUAUAUUUAAACCCUCACCUGGACAAGACAAACCCAUCAGAACUGUGCUGACUAAAGGAGUCGCUGGAAUUGGAAAAACAGUCUCUGUGCAGAAGUUCAUUCUCGACUGGACUGAAGGAAAAGCCAAUCAAGACGUUAAUUUAAUAUUUCCACUUCCUUUCAGGGAACUGAACUUGAUACAGAAACAUAUCAGUCUUGUGGAUCUCGUAAAACACCUUCACCCAGAAUCAAAAAAAUUAAAGUUAGCAGAUUAUGAGAAAAACAAAGUCAUGUUCAUAUUUGAUGGUCUGGAUGAGUGUCGAUUCCGUCUAGAUUUCCAAAACAAUCAGAGCUUGUCUGAUGUGACAGAAUCAGCUUCAGUGGAUGUGCUGCUGACCAAUCUCAUCAAGGGGAACCUACUUCCUUCUGCUCUCCUCUGGAUCACCUCUCGACCAGCAGCAGCCAACCAGAUACCUCCUGAGUGUGUCCACCAGGUCACAGAGGUACGAGGAUUCAACGACCCUCAGAAGGAGGAAUAUUUCAGGAAGAAAAUAAAUGAUCCGAGUCUGGCUGAUAAAAUCGUCACACACAUCCGAUCAUCAAGAAGUCUGUUCAUCAUGUGUCACAUUCCAGUCUUCUGCUGGAUUUCAGCCGCUGUUCUGGAGAGGAUGAUGGGUAAAGCAGAGAGUGCAGAGAUCCCCAAGACUCUCACACAGAUGUUCACACAUUUCCUGAUCUUUCAGACCAAACUAAAGACACAGAAGUAUGAUGGGAAAUCUGAAAUCGAUCCUGAUCACGCUAGAAAGACUAUUCUGUCUCUAGGAAAACUGGCUUUUGAACAGCUGGAAAAAGGGAACCUGAUCUUCUAUGAGGAGGACCUGAAAGAGAGUGGCAUUGAUGUCAAAGAAGUGACAGUUUACUCAGGAGUUUGUACCCAGAUCUUCAGAGAGGAGUUUGGACUGCAGCUGGGGAAGGUGUUCAGCUUUGUUCAUCUGAGUAUUCAGGAGUUUCUUGCUGCUUUAUUCAAGCUGAUGUCCUUUUCUGAGCAAAACACAGGACUGUGGAAUGAGUUCAGGUCACCAAUGAGCAGUUUACUGAAGAGAGAAGUGGACAAUGCCUUACAGAGUGAAAAUGGACACUGGGAUCUUUUCAUCCGGUUCCUUCUAGGUCUCUCUCUAGAGUCUAAUCAGACUCUCUUACAAGGCGUCCUGAGAAAGACAGUAAGCAGCUCUGAUAUCAAUCAGGAAACAGCUGCAUACAUCAAACAGAAGAUCAGGGAGAAUCCCUCUCCAGAGAAAUCCAUCAAUCUGUUCCACUGUCUGAAUGAACUGAAUGAUCGUUCACUAGAGCAGGAAGUACAAACAUAUCUGCGCAGAAAAAGUCUCUCUCUCUGGAGUCUCUCUGGAGUCAACCUGUCUGCUGCUCAGUGGUCGGCUCUGGUGUUUGUGCUGUUGAACUCAGAAGAAGAGCUGGAUGAGUUUAAACUGAGGAAAUAUGAUCGAUCAGAAGAAUGUCUUCUGAGGCUGCUCCCAGUGAUCAAGGCAUCUAGAAAGAUUGAUCUUUCCAGCUGUCGUAUUACACAGAAAGGCUGUGCUGCUCUGUCUUCAGUUCUGAUAUCAAACCCCUCACACCUUAGAGAACUGGAUCUGAGCUGUACUACACCAGGAGACUCAGGAGUGAAGCUGCUCUCCGCUCUACUGGAGGAUCCACACUGUAAACUGAAGAAACUACAGCUGAGUAACUGCAGUAUUGGAGAGGAAGGCUGUGAUGCUCUGAUUUCAGCUCUGAGAACAAACUCCUCACACCUGACAGAACUGGAUCUGAGCCGUAAUAAACCGGGAGACUCAGGAGUGAAGCUGCUCUCUGUUCUACUAGAGGAUCCACACUGUAAACUGGAGAAACUAUGGCUGUGUGACUGCAGUAUUGGAGAGAAAGGCUGUGCUGUUCUGAUAACAGCUCUGAGAUCAAACCCCUCACAUCUGACAGAACUGGAUCUGAGCUGUAAUAAACCAGGAGACUCAGGAGUGAGACUGCUCUCUGCUCUUCUGGAGGAUCCACACUGUAAACUAGAGAAACUAUGGCUGAGGAGUUGCAGUAUUGGAGAAAAAGGCUGUGCUGCUCUGAUUUUAGCUCUGAGAUCAAACUUCCCACACCCGACAGAACUGAAUCUGAGAUGUAAUGAACCAGGAGACUCAGGAGUGAAGCUGCUAUCUGCUCUACUGGAGGAUCCACACUGUAAACUGAAGAAACUACAGCUGAUUGGCUGCAGUAUUGGAGAGGAAGGCUGUGCUGCUCUGAUUUCAGCUCUGAGAUCAAACCCCUCACACCUGACAGAACUGGAUCUGAGUGAUAAUACACCAGGAGACUCAGGAGUGAAGCUGCUCUCUGCUCUACUGGAGGAUCCACACUGUAAACUGAAGAAACUAUGGCUGAGGGGCUGCAGUAUUGGAGAGGAAGGCUGUGCUUCUCUGAUUUCAGCUCUGAGAUCAAACCCCUCACACCCGACAGAACUGGAUCUGAGACUUAAUACACCAGGAGACUCAGGAGUGAAGCUGCUCUCUGCUCUACUGGAGGAUCCACACUGUAAACUGAAGAAACUACUGCUGAUUAACUGCAGUAUUGGAGAGGAAGGCUGUGCUGCUCUGAUUUCAGCUCUGAGAUCAAACCCCUCACACCUGACAGAACUGGGUCUGAAUGUUAAUACACCAGGAGACUCAGGAGUGAAGCUGCUCUCUGCUCUACUGGAGGAUCCACACUGUAAACUGGAGAAACUACAGCUGAUUAACUGCAGUAUUGGAGAGGAAGGCUGUGCUGCUCUGAUUUCAGCUCUGAGAUCAAACCCCUCACACCUGACAGAACUGGAUCUGAGCUGUAAUACACCAGGAGACUCAGGAGUGAAGCUGCUCUCUGCUCUACUGGAGGAUCCACACUGUAAACUGAAGAAACUACAGCUGUAUGACUGCAGUAUUGGAGAGGAAGGCUGUGCUGCUCUGAUUUCAGCUCUGAGAUCAAACCCCUCACACCUGACAGAACUGGGUCUGAGUGGUAAUAAACCAGGAGACUCAGGAGUGAAGCUGCUCUCUGCUCUACUGGAGGAUCCACACUGUAAACUGGAGAAGCUAUGGCUGAGAUACUGCAGUAUUGGAGAGGAAGGCUGUGCUGCUCUGAUUUCAGCUCUGAGAUCAAACCCCUCACACCCGACAGAACUGGAUCUGAGUGGUAAUACACCAGGAGACUCAGGAGUGAAGCUGCUCUCUGCUCUACUGGAGGAUCCACACUGUAAACUGAAGAAACUACUUAUUUGACAGUGGAAACUCCACAAGCUACAAACAACUGAAUCAAAACAACAUGUCCUGAACAAGACUGUCAUCUGGACAAAUGCUAAUAUUGUAGUUACAUUUUUUUCACUACCUUAGGGAGGUAAAAUAGUGCAGUGAUGGUUACAUGUCACUAUUGACAUUAUAAUUUUUGGAUCACGUGUCACUUAAGGUGUGGUUAUGAGUACAUUACAUAAGAAAGAUUGGUGGAGCCUAUCUUGUAGAGCCUAUUUCUGUAUCAUUUACACAAUGAAGACACACAAGUAAUAACAUUAGUUGUAUAAAGAAAAGAUAUACAAGUGUAAUCAACAACUACUAAAUGAAUACC
Molecule: messenger RNA, 4632 nt
Organism: Carassius gibelio (silver crucian carp)
Lineage: Eukaryota; Metazoa; Chordata; Actinopteri; Cypriniformes; Cyprinidae
Product: NACHT, LRR and PYD domains-containing protein 12-like
Exons: 19
Coding region: 237-4292 (1351 amino acids)
Molecular function (GO): protein binding
Source: RefSeq, a predicted model, not a curated record